Molecule: messenger RNA, 378 nt
Organism: Aspergillus caelatus
Lineage: Eukaryota; Fungi; Ascomycota; Eurotiomycetes; Eurotiales; Aspergillaceae
Exons: 2
Coding region: 54-236 (60 amino acids)
Source: RefSeq, a predicted model, not a curated record
UAAAAACCCCCAGUAUAUAACAAAAACAGAAACAAGAACAAAAAUAUAUAAAAAUGUCCACACACUCCCGCUGGGUAGUCCUAGCCUUAGCAAGCGGCGCAUUCGCCGCCCUAAACGGCCUCUUCGCGAAACUAACAACCGAUACCCAAACAACAACCUUCUCGAAAUCUCUUCUUGCCUUUCUAAGUCUAACAGGCGAUCAUCCUAUCCUAGAGAUGUUGGUUAGGGGUGUAUGAUUCUCCCGUCCCUUUCCGCCUUAUCUGUGAAUUGCCCCCCUUGGGGGUGGAGCUCAUUGUUUACUUGCAUGUUAUGUAAGUUGUAUGUGUGUAUGUGUGCUAAGAGUGUGAAAAAUUAGGCUUGUCUGGGUCUUAAUGUCCU